Fusarium redolens is the source of this 910-nucleotide messenger RNA. Its product is annotated as cyclin-like protein. The annotation marks the transcript as partial. NCBI's taxonomy places the organism in Eukaryota, Fungi, Ascomycota, Sordariomycetes, Hypocreales, Nectriaceae. Gene Ontology annotation, molecular function: cyclin-dependent protein serine/threonine kinase regulator activity. Gene Ontology annotation, cellular component: cytoplasm; cyclin-dependent protein kinase holoenzyme complex; centrosome. The transcript is spliced from 2 exons. Gene Ontology annotation, biological process: regulation of cyclin-dependent protein serine/threonine kinase activity; mitotic cell cycle phase transition. The record is from RefSeq and is a predicted model, not a curated record.
CACCGAAUCCCUUGCCAGUUGAUAAAGUCUUCAAUCAGUAUAAGAAGGUGAGAAGCAAAACAACAAAUACGAAUAAGCUUCGGACAGAAAAAGAUGACCAAAUGUGGAACUCAAAACAAUGACAAUGUGCUCAGAAGCGACGGAAAGUCGGAUCGACUUUUCAGAGAAGCCAGGACAGCCUCUGUUCGUAGCGCUGAUUCUCUUGACAUGAGUCAAGAUCAAGUGCAGGUACCUAGCUCUGUAGAUACGUUGCUGUGGGAGCGGAUGAGUACUGGAAGACAUUAUGCAGCACCUUGCUUACAUGGAGGUUCCUUUUCUUUCUGUCAAUCUGAUUGAUCGAUACUGCUCGAGGAAGCAGAUUGGCCAAGAAUACUACUUGUUGCUUGGGAGUGCCGCGCUCUGGAUUGCUUCCAAAUAUGGCGACAAAGCCUACCAAGUGAAGAGUUUCAAGCACCCUUCGGCCAAAGAGAUAAGCGAACUGUGCGAUGGCAUCUUUGAUGAACGUAUGAUAGCUCAGAUGGAGAGAUCAAUCCUGUGUACCUUAGAUUGGGUACUGGGUCAUCCAACAACUGACCAAGGUAUCAAGUUCUUGCUGGUAGGAGAGCCUGGAAAUAAGGAACUCGCUAGUAUGGCAGCUUAUUUGUCUGAAAUAUCGCUUUACCAUCGAGAGUUUGUUGGAGUCAAGCCUUCUGUUAUUGCCGAAUCAUGCUGCAUGCUCGCCAAGAUUAUCCUAUACGGAAGCCUAUCCAUAGGGGAUAAUACAGAGGCUGUGGUGAUGGAAACUUUGAAUUCUCUCUGGAAACACGUUUACCAACCUCCACCAGCUAUUGCCAAGAAGUAUUCAAGGCAGAAACGACACUAUGUAGCGCAGAUAGUGUUUAGCCGCCUGGCAGAUUCAACAGGGCAUGCA